Molecule: messenger RNA, 663 nt
Organism: Heterostelium album PN500
Lineage: Eukaryota; Evosea; Eumycetozoa; Acytosteliales; Acytosteliaceae
Exons: 3
Coding region: 1-663 (220 amino acids)
Cellular component (GO): nucleolus
Source: RefSeq, a predicted model, not a curated record
AUGUCGACAAAUAUUAAAACAAGAAAUAGAUCUCAGCCAAUUGAUAAUGAUAAGUUUCAAGAGAUGAUGAGUGCCUCACUCACAACAAAGAAGAGAGUUAGAGUUACAAAGAAGAAAGCUGCAACUUUAUCAUCAUCUGAUAAUGAGGAUACUGUUAUGACUACUACACCCAUUGAUUUAAAUAAUGAAAUUGAAGAAACCACUACCACCACCACAACUUUAAAUACAGAAACCAAUAAUAAUGAUAAAAAUACACCAAUAGUUGUUAAAGAAGAACCAAACGAAGUUAAAAAGGAAUCAAGUUUAGGAGAAAUGUCAAAUGUUAGAAGAUCUGUAGAAAGAGUUGUUGGAAAGCCUGUUUCAGGUAGAGUUUGGAAAGCUAAAUCAGAAAAGAAAUAUAAUGUAAUUAAAUCAAAAGGUUUCAAAACUACAUGGGAAGAAAAACAAAAACAAAGAGAAAUGAAAAAGUUGAUUAAACAAAAGGAAGAUGCAAUCCGUGGUGCUACCAAAGAGGAAAAACAAAAGGUAGCUGCCGCCGCAAAAGAAAGAAAGAAAAUUAGACAAGCAAAUGAGAAGAAGAGUGAACAAUAUCAAGUUAUUACAAAUACACAAAAAUUGAAAAAACUUACAAAGAAACAAAAGAAAUAUAUCAAGAUGUUAUAA